Molecule: messenger RNA, 3953 nt
Organism: Glycine soja
Lineage: Eukaryota; Viridiplantae; Streptophyta; Magnoliopsida; Fabales; Fabaceae
Exons: 5
Coding region: 969-3596 (875 amino acids)
Source: RefSeq, a predicted model, not a curated record
AUCCCAAAAUUCACCACGUGUCGUGUAGCAUGGAGGGAGCAUCACACUCCUACUAUGCUGGUUCCGCGCGCAGAGGGUGAGGCCUCCGGUGUCAGAGUAUCGGUAUUUGAAAGUUCAAAAAUGAAUACUAUUGUAUUGACUAUCCCAUCCCAUCACAGUUCUCUCUCUUCACGUUUUUACCCCACACACAGUUUUAGUUUUGGCGUACCAACUAAAAUCAAUCACCUCUCACAAUUCAAGAUCUGUGUGCAUUUUCAUUCUUCUUUCCACUGUGCUCACUUGCACCUUCUUCUUUUUUUUCUUUCUAAUUUCGGUUUUCUAAACAACACAUCCUAGGGUUUCGUGGCCCCAUUUUCUUUGAACCUUCCCGAUAUUAUUCUCAAUCUCCAUUUACUUCCAUUCCACGCUUCUUUCUCCACUAUUAUCAUACAUUGCUCUCUCUCUCUCCGACUUCCGCUCUUCUUGAACUGAUUUGCAACUUCACUUCAGCUACAUUUUUGGACUAAUUAGUGUUUUCAAAUGCAGAGACCUAAAGGUAGUGGAUAAAAUCCUUGCUUACUCUGUUUUUUUUUCUUUGUAAAUGCGCUUUUGAACUGCUUGCUAGCUUUUGCUUAUAGUGUUAUAGGUGUAAUAAUGUCGUUUUCAUUCCAUCAUGAAUUUCUAGUGUUAUCAUGUCUUGUGAUUUUUUUGUCCUUUGAUCAUUUUCCAAAGUGUUUCUUUUGUCUUCUCUUUUUCUCAUGCGUGCGUAAUUGCGCAUGAGGUUCUUCUUCUCACGCACUUUCAAUUACUACUUUUACCAAAGAUUGUGAGCAGCAGUGUGUCUCUCUUUUGGAAGCAAGCGGGUUCAUAGACAUAGAAAACUUCAGAGUUUUCCUUCUGAUUCAAGUUCUUGCGGUGAUGGAGUUGCAGAUGAAGAUUCGAAUUCAUUUCAAUCCUGGAGAUCUUCAAAACAAUCGUUUGGAACUCCCAUGAAGAAGUUAUUAGCAGAAGAACUGUCCCAAGAAACUGAACCCAAAAGAAGAGCUCCAGGUGUCAUAGGCAAAUUAAUGGGUCUUGAUGGGUUUCCAUUGCAGUUGCCUACAUAUAAGCAUCAUAAGGGUGUGUCAGAAAACAAUACAAAAGGGACAACACAGGCGGUAAAAACUCGAAGCAGUGGUACAUUAUCUGGCGGUCGAUUGUCUAGGAGAAACUCAAAGCAUCAGCAAGAGUUUAAGGAUGUGUUUGAGGUCUCAGAGAUCCCAAAGAUAGAUAGCUGUAGGUAUUCAUUGCAAGGAUCUGUAGGGUUGAAGAUCACCAAUGCUGGGAUGUCAUUUGUUGAACAGAAGCUCAUGGAUGCCAAACGCCGAGCAACUUAUCAGGAUUUACAAUCUUCGCAGGAUUCCCAUGAUACACUUGAGAUUCUUGACUCUAACCAUGAUCUUCAGCAAAAAUACUUUAAGAGGCCAGAUUCUUUGUUUAAAAGGCAUCUAGAUGAUCUGCAAGCUGCCCCUUCCCAAUCACAUUUUGGUCACGUUGAAGGUACAAAAUUAUCAAACAUAGUGAACUGUGAACACAAUGACUUCAGCCGGAAGCCAGAUAAGGAGAUGAAAUGGUUGAAUUACAAUAGAUCUAACCAGAAGCAUGAUGAUGGUUAUUCUUGUCAUUUUGUCAGAAGACAUGCUAUUCACAGUUCUCCGAAAUCAUCAAGGAAUCAGUUUAAGGGAAAAAAUGUGCCCAAUGCAGUCCCAACAAGGAUUGUUGUACUAAAACCCAAUCUUGAAAAAGUGCAAAGUCCUACCAAAAUUGGUUCAUCACCUUGUUCUCCAUAUGCUUUCCUGUCUCAAUGUGGAAAGCAUGCUGAAUUUUCAGAUAUCAGAUUUAGGGAAACUGGACUGAAUCAAAGGAAAAAUUUGACUGCUAAUGCCUGGCAUUCAAAGCAAAAUUCUUUGGAAUCAAGAGAAAUUGCAAAGGAAAUCACAAGCCAAAUGAAAAAUAAUUUGAAUAUUGGCUCCAUGAUAUUUUCAUCUUCUAGAUUUAGAGGAUAUACUUGGGAUGAUAGCUCAUGUAGUCUUUCUGGGAAUCAAUCUCCUGAUGAAUCAGAGGUGACACCUGCAACCUUGGAAAAGUCAUUUGAAAUAUGUAAUACUAUUAGUCCAUCAUCUUGUUUUAGUGAAUCAUUUGUGAGUAGAGAGGCAAAGAAGAGAUUAUCAGAGAGGUGGAAAAUGUCGCUGAAGUUUCAACAAGGCAAUUCCAUCUCCAGGAGUGGCACACUGGCUGAAAUGCUCGCUAUCCCUAACAAGGAAAUGAAGGCAUCUAAAUUUGACAGCAUCUCUUGUGGGGAAGGUUCACACGAUAAAAUAUCUAGCAAUGGUAAACCUGCUGGGUGGGUCGAACCAUUGGGUGUUAGCAGUAAGGAUGGAUAUAUUGGAAGUUUACCAAGGUCUAAAUCACUUCCUGCUUCAUCUACUACCUUUGGAAGUCCCAGAACAAUAUUGCACCAUGAAGCACUUUGUGAUGAUCGAUUUAUGAUGCCAAAGGAAGCUAGUAAACAGGAAAAGAAAAAAGUAGUGAAGCGUCUUGAUCAGAGACCGUGUACAAAUACCAAAAGGUCAAAAUCUGGUCACAAGAAGUGUUCCCCAUACUUAAAUACAAUUCAAAACAAAGUGAAGAUUAAUCUUGAAGAGAAUUUGCCCAAGCAAGAAGUGUUGAUUGCUGAAUCAUUAGCUGAGAUCCUCAGAGAUACAAGUGCAGUUACUGAAGAAGUUGUUGGUGUGACCAAUGAAAAUGCAGUUGGUUCAUCUGAAUCUUCUAUUAAGGAGUUAUCAGUUGGGUCUUCCAGUAGAAAUUAUGACCCCUUGCAACCACCUGUAUCUGGACUUGAUUCUGCAUGCUGUAUAGGUGCAGAUCAUCCCAGUCCAGUCUCGGUGCUAGAACCUUCUUUUACAGAUGAUCUGUCACCUUGUUUAGAUUAUUUUGAAAGUCUCAAUGUUGACAUACAAGGGCUUCGAAUGCAACUCCAGUUGCUGAAGCUGGAAUCUGAAGAUUUUGUGGAAGAACCCGUGCUAAUUCAAAGUGAUGAAGAUGGUAUGGAGGCAUCUACUGGAAUUUCAGAAGACAGUGGAUUGCUUCAGACUACAGAUAGCUGGGAGUCUUCCUACACGAUUGAUGUCUUGUAUGAAUCUGGUAUUGAUAGAGCUCAACCUGAUGCAUUUUUGGAAGUUGGGGAUUCUAGAGAAUACCCUGUUAGUCUUUCAGUGUUUGAUGAACUUGAAAAGAGGUACUCUGAUUGGACUAAUUGUUCAAGGUCUGAAAGGAGAUUGCUUUUUGAUCGUAUAAAUUUGGGAAUUAUCAGUAUAUACGAGCAAUUCACGAGUGUACAACCAUGGGUAAGCUCUACUACAUCCUUAAAUCUUUGUUCUAAAUUGAUUAAAAAUGGACUCCAAGACUGUCUUAACAUGAUGCUGGGGAGCCAAGGAAAAGCAAAGUAUACCGCAAUGGGAAAGGUGCUGGUUAGCGAAUUGCAGUGGUUGAGCUUAAGAGAUGACAUUGAUGGAAUAGGUAGGGAAGUUGAGAGCUUGCUACUAGAUGAUCUGGUGGCAGAGAUAGCCGUUACAUAGGCAUUUUGCACCUGAACGUAUUUGUUCUAUGAUGUUGCAUAAUUCAUAAAUCAAGCAGUAAAGUGGCAAUUUCGCAAGAUGAAUAAAAUGAUGCCAUUUUUGCUUCGGGCAAAAAUGAGCACACGAAUCAUUCUACAGUAAAUGGAGGAACCCUUGUUAUGGUGACUUUCAAUGUCUACAUUAAAACAUUCGGGUAAAGUUUGUUGGGCCUCGACUGCUGUCAAUUGUAAAAACUAGGUGACUCUUAUUUCUUAGGAAGUAGGAACAUAGUAAAUGGAAGCAUAUUCUUGAGUUGGUUUUACCUCUCUGAACACUGCCAUAUAGCAAAUGAAAAUGUAAAGUAUAAUGAUUUGUGCA